AUGGCCCUCUGCGUGGGGCCACAGAGUCUGACGCGGCUGACGGCAUCUUGGUGCUUCCGGCUGGUCUCUGAGGGCCUGGCCUUUGGGGGAUCCCUCCUGACUCAGCGCCCGGUGGCAGCCUCGCUCUUCCCGUCUGGCUUCCGCCAGGGCAGGUUCAGCUUUCUGCCACCUUCACCCACCACUCCCUUCAUUCUCGCAGAUGAGCCCACCAGCCCCAGCAUUGACCUACAAGCCAAGCACGUCCCCGCCUCUGCUGUGGUCUCCAGUGCCAUGAACUCGGCUCCCGUCCUGGGCACCAGCCCAUCCUCCCCCACCUUCACCUUUGCCCUCGGCCGCCAUUACUCCAAGGACUGCAGCAGCAUCAAGGCCGGCCGCCGCUCCUCCUACCUGCUGGCCAUCACCACGGAGCGCUCCAAGUCCUGCGAUGACGGGCUCAACUUCCGGGACGAGGGCAAGGCUCUUCGGCGCCUGCCAAACCGAGUCCCCAGCUUGCGGAUGCUCCGAAGCUUCUUUACUGACGGGUCCUUGGACAGCUGGGGCACUUCCGAAGAGGCUGACGCUCCUUCUAAGCGACAUUCAACCUCUGACCUCUCGGACACAACCCUCAGCGAUAUCAGGAGAGAAGGCUGGUUGUAUUAUAAGCAGGUCCUCACCAACAAGGGGAAGAAAGCGGGCGGCGGCCUGCGCCAGUGGAAGCGGGUGUAUGCCGCGCUGCGGGCGCGCUCCCUCUCGCUGAGCAAGGAGCGGCGGGAGCCCGGGCCGGCAGCAGCGGCGGGGGCGGCGGCCGUCGCAGGUGAGGACGAGGCGGCGCCCGUCUGCAUCGGCUCCUGCUUGGUGGACAUCUCCUACAGCGAGACCAAGAGGAGGCACGUGUUCCGGCUGACCACCGCUGACUUCUGUGAAUAUCUCUUUCAGGCUGAGGACCGGGAUGACAUGCUGGGCUGGAUCAGAGCGAUCCGAGAGAACAGCAGGGCCGAGGGCGAGGACCCCGGCUGUGCCAACCAAGCUCUGAUCAGCAAGAAGCUUAAUGAUUACCGAAAAGUGAGCCAUAGCUCUGGGCCCAAAGCUGAUUCCUCCCCAAAAGGCUCUCGGGGCCUGGGGGGCCUCAAGUCUGAGUUCCUCAAACAGAGUGCAGCGCGUGGCGUCAGGACUCAGGACCAGCCUGCAGGGAGUAAGGAUGACAGUGUUGCUGCCCCCAAAAGCCCCUGGGGCAUUAACAUCAUCAAGAAGAAUAAGAAGGCAGCCCCCAGGGCAUUCGGGAUCCGGCUGGAGGAGUGCCAGCCAGCCACGGAGAACCAGCACGUCCCCCUGAUCGUGGCUGCAUGCUGUCGCAUCGUGGAGGCACGAGGGCUGGAGUCCACGGGCAUUUACCGAGUGCCCGGCAACAACGCAGUGGUGUCCAGCCUGCAGGAGCAGCUCAACCGCGGGCCCAGUGACAUCAACCUGCAAGAUGAGCGCUGGCAAGACCUCAACGUGAUCAGCAGCCUGCUCAAGUCCUUCUUCCGAAAGCUACCUGAGCCUCUUUUCACUGAUGACAAAUACAACGACUUCAUCGAAGCCAAUCGCAUUGAAGACUCGAGGGAGCGAUUGAAAACGCUGCGGAAACUGAUCAGGGACCUCCCAGGACACUACUAUGAGACACUGAAAUUCCUCGUGGGCCAUCUGAAGACCAUCGCUGACCACUCGGAGAAAAACAAGAUGGAGCCCCGGAACCUGGCCCUGGUCUUCGGGCCGACGCUGGUGAGGACGUCGGAGGACAACAUGGCCGACAUGGUGACGCACAUGCCUGACCGAUACAAGAUCGUGGAGACGCUGAUCCAGCAUUCAGACUGGUUCUUCAGUGAUGACGAGGACAAGGGAGAGAGAACCCCUGUGGAUGACAAGGAGCCUCAGUCAGUGCCCAACAUCGAGUAUCUCCUGCCCAACAUUGGCAGGACAGUGCCCCCUGGCGACCCAGGUCCGGAUCCCACCACCUGCAGUUCAGCCAAGUCCAAGUUGGCAUGAGAGGGUAAUUUGGUCAGAUGGUCCUCCUGGCCUCUCAAGUUUCUGAGAAAAUGGCCAAGACAGAACGCGGCACUGGCCACCAGGUGCCUCAGACCGAUCAUCGCAGUGCUGCCAUGUCGCAGAACCCCAGGGGUGCCUUCUGGAGUCGUGCAGUGUGGGCAGCCAUGGCCCAGGACCAUGUGCCCGUGAGUCCCGAAUCCCUGACAUGCUCCGGCUUCCUUAGAACUAGCUGAUGUGAGAGAGAAUGCAUAGGACGCAGUGGCCACGCCGCCAUCUCUGUCUCCACUCAUUGUUACACUGUGGCCUGUGAGGAGGUGAACAAGGGCAUGUCACUGCAGCCAGCAGGCGGAUCACUCCCAGCAUCUGCUUCUGCAGGGCUUCCUAUGUUGAGGGAACUCCACUCACCCAUUUGCUCAUUCACUUAACAUUUAUUAUUUGUUGAGCACCUACUAUGGGCCAGGCGUCAUGGAUGCAAGCACAAACAAGCCAGAGACCUAGCCUGCUCUCAGAGAACUCAGAGUUUGGUAUAGAUGAUGUGGAAACAAAGCUAUUCUGAUGUGAAAAGAGCCCGUAUAGAUGUAUCUUCAAAGGGCUAUGGCAGGGAUGGGGAACGGCCCACCCAUGGGCUGUAUAAGGCCCCCAAAAUCAUUUGGUCUGG
This is a messenger RNA of Myotis lucifugus (little brown bat), 2662 nucleotides long. It is a transcript of the gene ARHGAP23, whose product is annotated as Rho GTPase activating protein 23. Lineage: Eukaryota; Metazoa; Chordata; Mammalia; Chiroptera; Vespertilionidae. Gene Ontology annotation, biological process: signal transduction. The record is from RefSeq and is a predicted model, not a curated record.